Molecule: messenger RNA, 6612 nt
Organism: Cygnus olor (mute swan)
Lineage: Eukaryota; Metazoa; Chordata; Aves; Anseriformes; Anatidae
Gene: TULP1
Product: TUB like protein 1
Exons: 10
Coding region: 2167-4122 (651 amino acids)
Biological process (GO): protein localization to cilium
Cellular component (GO): cilium
Molecular function (GO): actin filament binding
Source: RefSeq, a predicted model, not a curated record
AAAAAAAAAAAAAAGAAAAAGGAAGGUUUGGGGAAGGAAAAGGCUCAAAUAUUUAUUUUUGGUGGGAUUGGAUUUAUUGGCAUGGCCAAAAUGGGACAAGGCUCCGAGGAAACAGCAGCGUUUUGGGAAGGUUUCAGGGGAGGCUUGUGCCCGCAGCGCAGACGCUCCCCCCCCCCUUCCCACCUUCCAGCUCUCACCUGUGCAGGAUCUGGCCCCAGCAGGAGGCUCUCGCCCCCCCGGGGAAGCUGUGUAGGGUUCAGUUCUCCCCCAAACCCCCCAGAGCUGGGGAAAGCCCUCACCCCUUUCCUUCCUGUGCCCCCACAGCCCCAGCGAGGAGUCGGGGAGCCCCCAGCAGCAGAAGCCGAAGCAGGUGAGGAUGAAUCCUUCCCCCCAUCCUGCUGCCACGGGCUCUCCCCAGGGGCCGAGGAUGGGGACGCCCCCAGCCCCACGCCAAGAUGGGAUCGGGUCCUCCCUCGGGGUGCUCAGUCCCAACUGGGGGCCAAAAUCUGGGGGCACCCCCCGCCUCCGCUCCCUCAUGCAUCCUCCCAAAGCCAUUUCCAUCACUCCGCAGGGCCCAUGAGGUGGGAUCUUUGUUCCUAAUUAGUGCUUUAAUUAAGCCUUUCGGCUAAGCUGUCAGCAGUGACUCACUUUCCAGGGGCUGUGACCCCGACAGCCGGUCCCUCUGCUAUAGGGGGGGGGGCUGCAUUUCGGCACAGCCCCCGGGGGUAAGCCCUCAGCAGAGGGGGUCUCGCCAAAAUGUCAUCAGCCUGGUUUAGUUGAUGGCCCCUCCUCAAAGGGCUUCGUUAAGUAACGAAGCAAAGGGCUGGGCUCCUGUGCUGCUUAAGGGAUUAAAGGGGUGAAGGAGCUAUUUGCGGGCAGCAAGCUGAGGAUAUAAAAACCUGGGGUUUUCAGCCCCCCUCCAGGAGACCCCUGGGGAUGCAUGUUAGGAGAAGGCAAAGCGUUGGUGCUGGGGGCUGGAUCCGGCCCUUUGCAACCCCCCGGCAGUGCUGCUGCACUGGGGGCUCUGCCCAGGAGGGACCCAGCUGGCACUAAAACCCUGGCAAGGGGGCAAAAGCCCUGUUUGGGGUGGGGACCCUGAUGGAACCAGCACCGCAGCACCUUCUGGGGGCCCGCAGCUGGCACCUACUCCCCAAAUGGCCCCUGCCCGCAGCUCGAUGCUGCACCACAUGCUCUGUAUUGGGUAAAUCAGCGUUAUUUAUAGCCCAGGUUAAAGGGGAUUAGGUGUGCUGCCUCUAAUCCCCUGCUUCCUCCCGCCUCGCUCCUCGCUGACCUCAAUCCUCGAGGCUCCGGCGUCCCCCAGCCCUCCCCGGGCAAGGCCUCGAAGCUCCGUACCCACAGCUGGGUUUCCAUGGGGGCCUUUCGUGUGGGUGAGAGGAGAUGGGGGCACGGAGCUGUGCCGCCUGUCCCUGUGUCCCUUGUCCCAGCUGGGGUCCCCCAGGGUGUCCCCUGUCCCCAGGAGAUGACGGGGGGAGGUGGCUCCCCAUACAAAACCACUCCGCGUCCCCACGGCACAGGGGUUGUUGGGGCAAUGCCAGCAUCAUGUCCCUCAUCCCCUGGGCUGGCACAUCCCGGUGCCAACGCUCUCCUGUCUGCCUGCUAACAUCCCUUUCUGUUUUCCUCCCUCUGCUUUCCCUCCACGGGGCUGCCCCACGGUAAGGCACCAUUUGACGGAGCGAGCGCAUCCCCGCUCCCGUGCCCACAUUUUUCGCAUCCCUGCUCCCACAAAAUGCCCACAUUUGGGGCAUUUCAGAAAGGGCUCCGGCUGCUGAAAGAGCAGGGAUUUAACCCUGGCAUGAUCUCGUCUCGGCAGCACCAUCAAUGAGGGCAGAAGCUGAAGAAGAAGCGGCAGGAGCCUGCACCGGAGCCCGCACCCGAAGCCAAGCCCCGGCGGCUGCGGGUGAAGAAGCCGGGCGAGUCGGGAGGUGCAGAGGAGCCCCCCGCCCAGGCACAGGGGGUGAAGAAGCUGAGGAAGAAGAAGGAGGAGAAAGGGGAGGAGGAGAGUGACAAGGACCGCUGCCCCAAAGUCACCCGGGAGCCCCGAAAGAAGAAGGAGAGCCCCGCGCCCCGCUCCCGUGUGGCCAAGGGCCCGAAGAAGCAGCAAGGUGAUGGGGGGGACACGGCGGGCAGCGUCCGUCCCCACCACCCAUGGGGUGCGUCUGCAGCGGCUCUGCACGCCCCUGGGGUGCUUUUUGUCCCCCACAUCCGCUAAAGGCACGGGGAGAAGGACGAGGACCCCCAGUCCCCAGCCCCACGCGCGCCCCCGCGUCGCGCGUGUGCGCCCCGCGGCUGCAGCCACGAGGGGGCGGUGUGGCCGUGCGCGCCCCUGCCGGCACCCACGGCCGUGACCGUGCCCACGGCAGCCGGUGCUUGGGAGGGGACGGUCCCUGCUGGCAAAACUGGGGGCUGCGGGGUCCUGCUCCCGGCGAAGCCGUCGCAUCGCCAACGCCGUUGUGUCCCCGCUGGGCAGAGCCGGCCGAGGACUCGGAGGAUGACGAUGAUGAGGAAGAGGAGGUGGAGGAUAAGGAUCCGCCGAAAAAGCUCAAGAAGAAGCUGCCCAAAGAGCCCCCCGCGGGUGAAGGCCGGGAGAAGAAGCUGAAGCCGAAGGGAGACAAGAGCGACCCCGAUGGCAAAGCCAAACCCACCAAGAGCACCAAGAAGGAGCCGACGGCCAUGUUCCAGGUGAAUGGGGAGAAGAAGGAGAAGAAAAGCAAGAAGAAAGCCGCCGCCGGCAGCGAUGAGGAGGACGACUCCGACUCCAGCACCAAACCCAUCAGGUCGGAGAAGAAGAAAAACCCCGUGUCCCUCUUCCAGACCGGCGGGGACCCCCCCAAGGAGAAGAAAACCAGAAAGAAAGCGCCUCCCAAAGCAGCCGAAAGCGAGGAGGAGACCCUGCAGACGCCACAGAAAAAUUCCAACAAGAAGGGCAAAGGGAAGAAAUCCAAGAAGAAGGAGGAGAGGCCCCCGUCACCCGUCAUCGAGGUGGAUAACCUGGAGGAGUUCGUGCUGCGCCCGGCUCCGCAGGGGGUGACCAUCAAGUGCCGGGUGACGCGGGACAAGAAGGGCAUGGACCGGGGGCUGUACCCCACCUAUUACCUGCACUUGGAUAACGACAAAAAGGUGAGCCAGGGCGGGGGGCCGGAGGGCCCGGGGCUCUGCACCCACCCUGGGAGCACCCUCACGUUUUGGGGUGGUUGCUGGCGCGCGUCCCGCUGCUCCUGCGCGCUCUUAGCCCCGUCGUUCCUCCUGGGAAACGUCCCGUGUCGGCAAAUGCCCCGCAGUGGCCGGGGAGCCACGGUCACACUAAUGACAGCCCCGGCUGGGACACCGGCGGUGUUUUGGGGCUCGUCUUCGCUGCGGGGACUUGCGCAAGGUCGCGGCCGUGUCCCAAAACAAGGUUUUGUUUCGCAAAACCUUGCGCAAAGGGCACGGCGGGGCGAUGGCGAUGGCACUGCCCCGGCCCCGCCAUCCUCCCAGGUCUUCCUCCUCGCCGGGAGGAAGCGCAAGAAGAGCAAAACCUCCAACUACCUCAUCUCCAUCGACCCCACGGACCUGUCGCGGGGCGGCGAGAACUUCAUCGGGAAGCUGAGGUCCAACCUGAUGGGGACGAAGUUCACCGUGUUCGACAACGGGGCCAACCCGGACAGGGCCAACGCCGACUGGUCCAACGUGCGGCAGGAGCUCUCGGCCGUGGUUUACGAGACGAACGUCCUGGGGUUCAAAGGGCCCCGCAAGAUGACAGUCAUCAUCCCUGGGAUGAACUCGGAUAACGAGAGGGUGCCCAUCCGGCCCCGAAAUGACAACGACGGCCUCCUCAUGAGAUGGCAGAACAAGAACAUGGACAACGUGAUCGAGCUGCACAACAAGGCGCCGGUGUGGAACGACGAGACCCAGUCCUACGUCCUCAACUUCCACGGCCGCGUCACCCACGCCUCCGUUAAAAACUUCCAGAUUGUGCACGGCAGCGACCCCGACUACAUCGUGAUGCAGUUCGGGCGCGUGGCCGACGACGCCUUCACCAUGGACUACAACUACCCGCUGUGCGCCCUGCAGGCCUUCGCCAUCGCCCUCUCCAGCUUCGACGGGAAGCUGGCCUGCGAGUAGCCCCCGCGCCACCCCCGUCCCGCUCCCCUCCCUCGCUCCCCGUUUUCGGCGCCGCUCACCCGGCUUCGGCCGCCCCUUCCCUGGCUCGCCCGGGGCCAGCUGCGGGUCCUGGGCAGGAGGCAGAGUCAGGCCCGGGGUAUAUUUAGCAGAUGAGGCUGCCUCUGAUCCCGAUUUCAUCCCUUUGAGACGUUUCUUGGACUCGAAUCCUGGAAACUCAUCCCUCCUUUUUUUUUUUUUUUUUUUUUUUUUGGUUCUGUUUUGUAUUUUGUAGCGUGUUCUUUAAACGAGAAGGGGGGGGUUGGUGGUGUCCUUUGGUUCAGGGUGGUUCCUCGUCCCCCUGCGGGCGUGUGGCUGGGCUCUGCCCAAGGUCACCCCACGGCACCGCCGGCGCCCGCCACCUCCAGGGCCGGGAUUUCAUUUAAACGCUGCGAGUGGGCGCAACGCUGCUGGGGGGCAAGGAGCCCCCAACCCAGCCCAGCAGCAGGGUCCAGCCCCCCCAGCACCCCUUUGUUUGCUCCUCUGCUGUGCACGCCGCUGCUCACUGCCUUACGGGCACAAAACCCCCGCUUUUCACCACUUUCUCUGGCACAAGUGGCUGUGACAUGCCCAGAAGUGCAGCGUCCCUGAAAGCCAUGGGAGUGCUCACGAGCCCUGGGGGAUUUGGGUCCCUAGGGAGCAGCCUGGCCCCCGCAGGGUGGGCACAUGCCGGGGGGGCAGCCGGUGCCACCAGGAGCAGACCUCGAAGGGGAAAGUGCGGUCGCUGCCAGAAGCAGCUUGUGAUUCACGAGGUGUGGUGCAGCUCUGAGCCACGCUGCUGCACGGGGAUCGGUCCCGCAGAGCCCCCGCUCCAUCUCCCUGCGUCCCCGGAGGUGACAAAGCGGGGGUGCCACCCCAUGAGUUGGGCCCCUUGGUUGUGAAUGGGUGCUGAGGAAGGGGAGAUGCUGGAGAAGGGCGGCAUGGUGGGAGCAGGGCAGCUUAUGGCCCAUUUUCCAGCAUAACCCCAGCUUUGGAUCUGGCUGCAUGGAGAGUCCCAAAUCCCCAAUUAAUUUGGUGAUGAGAAAUGCCAGGACACAUCAGGGUGUCCCAUAAAGCCAUCCCAAUGAUGCUUCUCUCCCCUGCUCGUCUCACAGACUGCCCCCCAGGGAUGCUGAUACAAGUUGGGGUCCCCUUGCCUGGGUGCGGACGGGUCCUCCCCUAUGCUGGGGGUGCGCUGAGCCCCCAAAGUACCACGAAAGGUGACCGGAGUGGACAGGCAGAGGAGCAGGAAGCAGACGAGACAGCUGUGGUUGUGCAAGAGGGAUGCUCAUCCUCGCUGGGCAGUGUCGCAACGCCGCCGUGGCCUGAGCCCAUUGUCCCCAUGAGCCCAUUGUCCCCAUGAGCCCAUUGUCCCCGUGCUCCCAUCCACACAAGGGGCUGAGGGCCGAAAGUGGCAGCGCUGGGCCUGUGCUGGAUCCUGCACCUGGUGCGAUGCAAACGUGGUUCGGAGAAAACCCCGGCUGCGGAGAGCGGUGCAGGAUUGUACCCUGCUGUGAUGCGUCCCACCAUCGCAGUGGCACGGGGACUGGAAGACUCUUUCCCUGGAUGCCACCAAGCAAACCCAGGGUGGGACAGGCUCCCAGCACACCCCCAUCGAUGCCAGCGCCGCGGGGAGGUGACAACACCAGCGCUGCGGGGACCAGCCACACCGAUGGUCAACAUCUGCCUUGGUGGCUUUGCAGAAGGAGCCUGUUUUUUCCCAAAAGCCGCACGAAUUUGGGCUCCGUGAUUCAUCCGAUGAUUGCACGGGGGGCAGAUGGGGCUGUCCAUGUGCCCGUGCAGGAUUUUAUCCCUCACCCAUAUGGCAAGACCUUGGGAGCGAGAGGAGAAACAGCCGCUGGGGUUUAAAGCCAGCGUCUCCUGGCUAGGUAUGGCCGGCAAAUGUGGGGGAAAGCGAGAGCUUUCUGCCCAAAUCCAGCCAGGAACCACACAUCUGUUUGAAAUUGGGACACGAUCGGCUGACGGGUGAGGGCUGCCUCCACCCGCACUUGUCUCCGUUUCCUGUGCACCGGUGGAAGCAGAAAAGCCAAAGUGCAGCCAGGGAGCGUGGCUCGGCUCGAGGGGCUCCGGGAGGUCUCCAAAUCCCAACGCACGCUCGCCUUGGGGCACCACUGAUCUCCUGGGAGUUUCUCCCUUAAAACGCCGCUGCUUUUUUCCAUUAUUACUUGCACCCCCCCAAAAAUUCCCAGCCUGCAGCCCCACAGAAGGGGCUCCCAAAGGGAGCCCGAAGCUGCAGAGGGCGUGAGAUGCAAUGCCACCCUGUCCCAAAACGAGCACCUUCGGAGGCGAUGUGCAAGUAAGGCGCACAGCCUACAGCAAUUACAGCGCCAGCCGCCUACCCCAAAUCGCUCACACAAAUCCUCCUAACCCAAACCAACUGCAGCACAAGGAACAAAUGAAAACAAUUUAAUAGGGCGAUGGAUAUUCGGGCCCUUUGUUUGCGCUGGCUGUUAA